This is a messenger RNA of Rodentolepis nana, 225 nucleotides long. Lineage: Eukaryota; Metazoa; Platyhelminthes; Cestoda; Cyclophyllidea; Hymenolepididae. The record is from the annotation of a GenBank genome assembly.
AUGGUCUUCUCUGUUCUCUUGCGUACACAAUCUUUUGAAUCACGAAAUGCUAGGCGGGAAACCUGUGCGGAACCAGCCUUGAAGGCUGAUUUUGACGACCUUCAAUCCAAUCUCAUGACGCUCAAAUCUCAACACGACUGCCCAGAUGCUCUCAAGGUCGAAGAUAUCUUGGAAACCAUGUAUCCAGCUUCGAAACGGGCUCACUGCAAACUCUGUUGUGAAUAA